Angiostrongylus costaricensis is the source of this 372-nucleotide messenger RNA. NCBI's taxonomy places the organism in Eukaryota, Metazoa, Nematoda, Chromadorea, Rhabditida, Metastrongylidae. The record is from the annotation of a GenBank genome assembly.
AUGUUUGCGAAUGAAACUCUCAAAGUCCUUAAUCACUAUCGCGCGAAAAGAUACAGCUCCAACCUCACUCCAGUGCAAAAACGUGGUAUGCGAGAGGUACGAGACCUGAUAAGGUUGAAAACCAUAAGACUUUCCGUUAGUGAUAAGGGUGGAGAGUUUGUCGUAAUUCCUUAUCAGUUAGAUGUGGAGAUAACGAAAAAGCAUCUUGAGGAUGCUUCGCUUUAUCGCCCAUCAUCUGAGGAGGAAUUCAAAAGUAAAUACCGAAAACUAAACCACGAAUGGGCGAAAAUGGCAAGGGCUGCUGGUUUAAAACCAACAGUUAUCUCUCAACUUAAAGUUGACUUACCAACAUGCCCCGUCUUGUACUUAUAA